Messenger RNA from Puntigrus tetrazona (Sumatra barb), 1648 nucleotides. RefSeq names its product crystallin, alpha A (gene cryaa). The record is from RefSeq and is a predicted model, not a curated record. Gene Ontology annotation, biological process: response to heat; protein refolding; lens development in camera-type eye. Gene Ontology annotation, molecular function: protein folding chaperone; structural constituent of eye lens. The coding region runs from base 489 to 1010 and encodes 173 amino acids. NCBI's taxonomy places the organism in Eukaryota, Metazoa, Chordata, Actinopteri, Cypriniformes, Cyprinidae. The transcript has 3 exons.
CUUAAGUUUUGAUGAAAAAAUAUGCCUGUACCUGUCUUUAUUAAGUAGUCAGAACUAAACAAGCGGCCAUAACACACCAGCCGCCCCACUUCAUCUGUAUGGUCUGGUUUGUUUUGGCAGUCUCUUAUUUUCCGGUGAUAACUGGCGAGCGGGGAACUACCGGGAAGCAUUCAGGGCUAGACUGUCAUUCUCAGGUCAGUGUGCACCCCACCGAUUCUGCUGACAGCACUGUUCCCACCAUGAGAUAAUGCCAUUCCAGAGAGAUCCACUUGUAAGCCUCUCUUUCUGCAGCACAGGUAUAUAACCAGCAGCUUGCCUUCACUGGGAACGGCACACAUCAUUGGGAUCUUUGUCUACUGUACCGGCCUCUAUCAGCCUCCUCAUAACUGCCUUCGGUCCUCAUCUUCUCCUUAAAAACUUUCCUCGACGUCGGGUGCAAAUAGUCACAAUCGGGUUGAAACUUGCCAGUCUACGCCAAGCCUGACAUUAUGGAUAUUGCCAUCCAACACCCCUGGUUUAGACGCACCCUGAGCUACCCCACUCGCCUCUUCGACCAGUUGUUUGGAGAAGGCCUGUUCGACUACGACCUCUUUCCCUUCGCUGCCUCAACCGUCAGCCCUUACUAUCGACACUCACUCCUCCGCAGCUUCCUGGACUCCUCCAACUCAGGCAUCUCUGAGGUGAGGUCUGACAGAGACAAAUUCACAGUGUUCCUGGAUGUGAAACACUUCUCUCCCGAUGAGCUCAGCGUGAAGGUGACGGAGGACUACGUGGAGAUCCAGGGCAGGCACGGAGAAAGACAGGAUGAUCACGGCUACAUCUCCCGUGAGUUCCGGCGCCGUUACCGCCUGCCUUCUAACGUGGACCAGUCUGCUAUCACCUGCACGCUGUCUGCUGACGGCCUGCUCACUCUUUGUGGACCCAAGACCGGUGGGAUCGAGUCUGGCCGCGGAGAUCGCACCAUCCCUGUUACCCGGGAGGACAAGACCAACUCAGGCUCCUCCUCCUAGACAGGUCACUGCCCACAGCCAGGUGGCUGAGUGGGGCUCACGGGGGGCUUUCAUUUCAGAGCGCAUCUAAAGGUGGAUUUAAGCAAAUCCUCUAUUUGUUUAUGAUAAAAAAAACAAGCCCUUCCUCCCACUUCCACUUCAAAGGGUGUCAGUGUAUAUCUGACCUAAUACCUUCUUUCAUUAGACUACGCUAGCUAAUAAUCUCCAUAAUCCACUAUGAUUGUUUUCAUUUUACAUGACACGCAGGAAACGGAUCAGGAUGAUUGGCCGGGGGUCUUAUUUCUUAAUCAAGCCUCUGCGUUCCUCUCUAGUCAGACGAUGAAUCCCAAACGGUCACUGCUCCGAUUUUAACCAUCCCGGUGAUAUAAUCCUGAUGUAAAAGUAUAAUCCUUUAUAUAACGGAGUCAGUCGGAGAAGUAAAUGCUCCGAGAGAUGUUGGAGAGCUUGGUUAAAACUUGAUCUAUUUGAAAAUAUCUGAUCCAAGGGAGAUCCCAUCACCUGUAAGACCUUGGCCUGUGUCAUGAGCUCUUUUCUAGAUUUCUCUUGUCAUCGACUCUUUCCUGUCUUGUAGGUUUUAGCCCUGUUCUACUCAUUACCGACUCCUCAGGGGUCUACUAAAAAGCGAUGAAAAAAUAAAG